UCUGACAGGAGGAAUGUGUUCUGCAGGCCUCCACAUGUUUCUCCUCCAGGUGAUAAAUCCUCCUGUAGAGGUUUUUCUGUCUGUGUGACAGAAAGCAGCGAUCUGCUGAGAGGACAUGAGAGGAUACCGAGCCAUCAAAUACACUUUAUUCAUCUUCUGCUACGUCUUCUGGGUUGUGAGUGCCGUCCUCACAGCGGUUGGGAUCUACGCCAAGAUCGCCAAGGAGAAAGAUGUGGUUGACACCCUGACUAUAGAUCCAGCUCUGCUGCUGAUCGUCGUUGGCUCCGUGAUGUUUCUCGUCACGUUCUUCGGCUGUUUCGGGGCGCUGCGUAACGCCACCUGCCUGCUGAAGACGUUCCUGGGGAUCCUGGUGACCGUGCUCCUCCUGCAGAUCGCUGCUGGAGUCGUGGGAUAUCUCUUCACUGACAUGGUGAUGGAGAGGACGGAGAAGCUGAUGAUGAAGGCCAUCGUCCGCUACAGGGAGGACCGAGACCUGGAGAACGCCAUCGACUUCAUCCAGAAGAAGUUCCAGUGCUGUGGAGUGGAGGGCUACAAGGACUGGUCCCAGAACGUCUACUUUGAAUGUUUGGACACAAAUCCCAGUCUGGAGGCCUGUGGAGUUCCCUUCUCCUGCUGCGUUCCAGUACAGAACCAGACGGUGCUGAACACCAUGUGUGGUUAUGGGAUGCAGCAGAUGGAGGAGGCUUCGGCCUCUCAGGACGUCUUCACCAUCGGCUGCCUGGAGAAGAUCGUCUCUUGGGCCAAGAACAACCUGCUGCUGGUGGGAGGUCUGACCGGCGGGCUGCUGCUGCUGGAGAUCUGCAUGAUCGGCCUCGCUGCGGCUCAAAUCUCCAGGAUAAAGAAAAACAAACAACUACAGAACGAAUAUCCACUGAGGGGCCGAUCGGAGAGGAAGGACAGCUACUGGUAUCCUGCUUUCACAGACUUCGAUGACCAAUAAAAUCAGCGUCUCGUUUGAGGUCAGACAAAAAACAGCUGAAUGUUGAUGAAACGGAGCGAGACCGCAUCCGUUUACACUGUGAAUUUAUAGUUAGAUAUUUCAGGAAUGUGUCUCAGAGGGUGAACAGGUUCAAACGGUUCUGUUUAAACACUUUAAAAACACUUGUUGAAGUCAUAACUUCCAAUAACGGGACACAAAAACAAGUUUCCAAGUUUAAAGUCCUGGGUUGGACCAAGAAACAUUAACAGAUUAACCCUUAAUAGGACACUCAUUGAAAUACUUGCAAAUUCCAAAUUUCAACCCUAGAGAAUAUUGGAGGAUAUUACAUACUGCCAGAAUGUGGACUGUGG
This is a messenger RNA of Centropristis striata (black sea bass), 1311 nucleotides long. RefSeq lists its product as uncharacterized. The record is from RefSeq and is a predicted model, not a curated record. Bases 116 to 961 code for a protein of 281 amino acids. NCBI's taxonomy places the organism in Eukaryota, Metazoa, Chordata, Actinopteri, Perciformes, Serranidae. The transcript is spliced from 8 exons. Gene Ontology annotation, cellular component: membrane.